AUGCAGGGGAAAGUCAUCAUUAUCAUCAUGAAUCCAACAACAAGCCACGGCGGCCGCCGGAUGCUAACAACAGCAGCUCUGUUCAUCGCCGUCGCUCUGAUCUCCCUUGACGCCGCUUCUGCUCAGCCGGACACUCAUUACUACGAGUUCAUUCUGAAGGAGUCCAACUUCACGAAGCUGUGCAGCACCAAGGCGAUGAUCAGCGUCAACGGAUCGUUUCCCGGUCCGACCAUCACGGUCCGGAGAGGGGACACCGCCUACGUCAACGUCCACAACCACGGCGAGCAUGGCGUCACCAUUCACUGGCAUGGGGUGAAGCAGCCGAGGAACCCGUGGUCGGACGGGCCGGAAAACAUCACCCAGUGCCCGAUUCAGCCCGGGAACAACUUCACGUACGAGGUUGUCUUCUCCGACGAAGAAGGGACGCUGUGGUGGCACGCCCACAGCGAGUGGACCCGAGCCACCGUCCACGGCGCCAUCGUCGUCCUGCCGGCUCAGGGAAAGACUUACCCUUUCCCGGCUCCUUAUGCUGACCAAACCAUUGUCCUCGCCUCAUGGUUCAAGGGCGACGUAAAAACCAUAAUCGACGACGCGGUCUCCACGGGGGGCGACCCACGCGCCUCCGACGCCUUCACCAUCAACGGCGAGCCGGGCGACCUCUACCCCUGCUCCAAGCCCACCACCACCCGCAUCACCGUCAACUCCGGUCAAACCUACCUCCUCCGCCUCAUCAACGCCGUGAUGAACGAGGAGCACUUCUUCGGCAUCGCCAACCACACCCUCACCGUCGUCGGCCGCGACGGCUCCUACACAAAACCUUACCCCACCCCUUUCGUCGUCAUCUCCCCCGGUCAAACCAUGGACGUCCUCGUCACCGCCAACAUGACGGUCAGCCACUACUACGUCGUCUCCACGCCGUUUGAAGACGGCGACGUGCCGUUCGACAAGACCACGGCUACGGCCAUCAUGCAGUACUCCGGGGUGUACCCUCCGCCGUCGACGGUGCCGUUCCCGGUGCUGCCGGCGUACGACGACAGCGACGCGGCGGAGGGGUUUGUUGCCGGGCUGAGGAGUUUGGCGAGCGAAGAGCAUCCCGUGAAUGUGCCCAAGGACGUGAAGAGGAGGUUUGUGAUCGCGAUUGCGUUGAACGCGCUGCCGUGUGCUAAUGCGUCGUGCGAUGGGCCCGAUGGCAAUCGGUUGGCGGCCAGCUUGAACAAUAACGGGAUAUUCAACCAAGACUUCCCAACCGAGCCGCUGACCUACUUCAACUUCACCGGGAACAACGCGGACGUCUCCGGCGCCACCGCGAGGGGCACGAGGGCCAUGAUGGUGGAGUACGGCGACACCGUGGAGAUCGUGCUGCAAGGGACCAGCCUCAGCGCCGCUCAGAACCACCCGAUCCAUUACCACGGCUACAACUUCUUCCUCGUCGGCGCCGGCAAGGGCAACUUCGACGUCAAGACUCACCCCGGAUCCUACAACUUGGUCGACCCGCUGGAGGUCAACACCAUCGGCGUCCCCAAGAACGGCUGGGCCGCCUUCAGGUUCCUGGCCAAUAAUCCUGGGGUUUGGUUUAUGCACUGCCACCUGGAGCGACAUGCGACGUGGGGGAUGGAAACCGUCGUCAUCGUCAAGAAUGGGAACUCCACCGACGCCAGAAUCCGUCCCCGGCCGGAUCACAUGCCGCUCUGCAGCGCGUCAUGAAGGAAAAGAGGGCAGGAAAAGUUCAUAUACUUACUAAAGUUGAAAUCUGAUAUAGGGUGCUUAUG
Molecule: messenger RNA, 1769 nt
Organism: Linum tenue
Lineage: Eukaryota; Viridiplantae; Streptophyta; Magnoliopsida; Malpighiales; Linaceae
Source: the annotation of a GenBank genome assembly